Adineta steineri is the source of this 1548-nucleotide messenger RNA. The record is from the annotation of a GenBank genome assembly. Lineage: Eukaryota; Metazoa; Rotifera; Eurotatoria; Adinetida; Adinetidae.
AUGAAAAUUGGUGAUCAUAUUUUAGUUGAUGGAAAAUCUCCAGCAACAAUUUGUUAUAUUGGUUUAGUUGAUGGUCAUCCAGGACAAUGGAUUGGUAUUGAAUGGUGGCAUCAAGAAGGAAAACAUAAUGGAACCUAUAAUGACAAAUUUUAUUUUCAAACAAAACAUCAAUUAACAGGAUCAUUUAUCAGACAAGAAAGAAUACAAUAUGGAAAUUCAUUUACUCAAGCUAUUUGUAGACAAUAUGUUAAAUCAUUUUCAAAUGAAAAUAUUACAGAUGAUAUUAAUUAUUCAUUAUUCGGUAAACAAUAUUCUGAUUAUGUUGUUGAUUUAUCAUCAAUAAUUCGUAUAGAUUUAUCAUCUCAAUGGGUAAAUGAAUUUGAUAAUAAUGCUGAUAUAUAUAAUAAUCUUCGACAAAUAAAAGAAUUAAAUAUUCGUCAAAAUUUACUUAAAAAUUGGUCAGAAUUAUGGGUAAUAUUAGAAAAACAUUUUCCACAAUUAGAAAUUUUAAAUGUUAGUAAUUCUCGUAUGAAUUUUGAUAAAUCAUCAGCAUUAAAUAAAUAUAUUCAUAUAACACAAUUAGUUGUUAUUGAUACAGAUAAUGAUUGUGAUGUAUUUGAAAAUCUAUGUAAACAUUUUCCAAAUUUAAUAAAUAUUCAUCUUGAUUUAAAUCGAUUAAGUUUUAUAUCAGAAAAUUUUAUUAAUCAAAUACAAAAUUUAACAAAUUUAUCAUUAUCAGAUAAUCCAACAUUAAAAUCUUGGGAUCCAUAUGUAAAUCGAUUAGGAAAACUUAAAUAUCUUGAAGAAUUAAUUCUUAAUAAUUGUGGAAUUGAGGAAAUUAAAUUUCCUCAAGAAAAUCAAACAAUUGAAUUAUUUCCUUCAUUAAAAUAUCUUUAUAUGUCUGAUAAUAAUAUUUCAUCAUAUACAUCAAUAAAUGAAUUAACUUGUUUAUCAUCAUUAAUAUCAUUUAGUAUACUUCGAAAUCCAAUUUAUCCAUUGAAUCAAAUUGAAUGUGAAACAGCUAAACAAAUGAUACUUGCACGUUUACCAAAUUUAACACAUUUAAAUCGAGUUUUUAUUAGUCGAGAUGAAAGACGUGGAGCUGAAAUUGAUUAUUUACAACGUUAUGCUCAAGAAUAUUUCGAAAAUAAAUUAGAUUUUCUUAAUGAACAUAAACAAUAUAAAAAAUUAAUCGAAAAACAUGGAGAACCGUUAAAAUCAAAUCCCAAUGAGACAUCAAAAAAAGGUCUUAAUAUUCGUUCGAAGUUAUUAAAAGUUAUAUUUGAAUUAGGCGAUGAAAACGAACGAAAAAUUGAAAAGCAAAUUCCACCAUCCACGACAAUAGCAAAAUUAAAAACACUUGUUCGAAGAUUAUAUUCAUCACAAUUAACCAAUGAUAUACAAAUAAAUUUAUUUGUUCUUAUUGAUCAAAAUCAUAGAGAAUUAAUGUCAAAUGAUUAUCAAGAUAUUGAUUUUUAUUUAGGAAAUCAUUGUUUAAGUCAAACGAAUGAUCGACCAUCAAUUAUCAGAAUAGAAACUAUUACAUAA